Messenger RNA from Trifolium pratense (red clover), 1826 nucleotides. RefSeq names its product aspartyl protease AED3-like. Gene Ontology annotation, molecular function: aspartic-type endopeptidase activity. The coding region runs from base 156 to 1445 and encodes 429 amino acids. The record is from RefSeq and is a predicted model, not a curated record. The transcript has 3 exons. Gene Ontology annotation, biological process: proteolysis. Lineage: Eukaryota; Viridiplantae; Streptophyta; Magnoliopsida; Fabales; Fabaceae.
GUUCCAAGACUAAACUAAUUGUGUAAUUUCUUUGAGAAGAUAAAUAUCACUUUACUUUAUCUCAAAAGACCAAUUUAGGUCUUUGCCUUUUCUUUUACUAUAUAUAGUACUAACUAAGUCAAGUGAAUGAGUACCAAAACAUCACCUCAACAACCAUGAAACUCACACUAUCCCUCUUGUUCCUAUUCCUCUCCAUAGUCCAAGGACUCAACCCCAAAUGUGAUGUCCAAGACCAUAGCUCAACACUCCAAGUUAUCCAUGUCUUCAGUCCAUGUUCCCCAUUUAGGCCAUCAAAACCACUUUCAUUUGAAGAAAGUGUCCUACAAAUGCAAGCCAAAGACAAAACUAGACUUCAAUUCCUUGAUAGUUUAGUAGCUAGGAAAUCAACUGUACCUAUUGCUUCUGGUAGACAAAUCAUACAAAGUCCAACUUACAUUGUUAGGGCUAAAAUUGGUACUCCACCUCAAACUUUGCUAUUGGCUAUGGAUACUAGUAAUGAUGCUGCUUGGAUUCCUUGUACUGCUUGUGAUGGUUGCACUUCUUCUUUGUUUGCUCCUGAAAAAUCAACUACAUUUAAAAAUGUUAGUUGUUCUGCUCCUGAAUGCAAACAGGUUCCUAACCCAAGUUGUGGUGUGAGCACAUGCAAUUUCAACUUCACCUAUGGUAGUUCUUCUAUUGCAGCUAACUUGGUUCAAGACACUGUUACCUUAGCAACUGAUCCAAUUCCUAUCUACAAAUUUGGUUGUGUUUCAAAAACAACUGGAACAUCUACCCCACCACAAGGUCUAUUGGGCUUGGGCCGAGGCCCAUUAUCACUUUUAUCUCAAACCCAAAACCUCUACCAAUCCACAUUCUCUUACUGCUUACCAAGUUUCAAGUCUCUUAACUUCUCUGGGUCUUUAAGACUUGGGCCUGUUGCUCAGCCCAAGAAGAUCAAGUAUACUCCUCUUCUCAAAAAUCCUAGAAGAUCAUCACUCUAUUAUGUUAACUUGCAAGCAAUUAGGGUUGGCCGGAGAAUCGUCGAUAUUCCUCCGGCUGCUUUGGCAUUCAAUCCGACCACCGGAGCUGGCACCAUCUUUGAUUCUGGUACCGUAUUCACCCGGCUAGUUGAACCGGUCUAUGUGGCAGUCCGAGACGAGUUCCGGCGAAGAGUUGGGCCAAACCUCAUAGUGACAUCCCUAGGAGGGUUCGACACAUGCUACAACGUACCAAUAGUUGCACCCACAAUAACAUUCUUGUUCUCAGGCAUGAACGUGACACUGCCAGAAGACAACAUCCUUAUACAUAGCACCGCCGGUAGCACCACAUGCUUAGCAAUGGCAGCCGCACCGGAUAAUGUGAACUCAGUGUUGAACGUGAUAGCCAACAUGCAACAACAAAACCACCGUGUGCUCUUCGACAUCCCUAACUCUAGGGUUGGCGUUUCUCGUGAGCUUUGUACUUAAUUAAACGGUUAAUACACAUAAUCUUUUGUCAAUAUGGCAUUAGAAAAGUUGUUUGGAUAAUGGUAAUAUGGUACUCUAUUUAUAUUGAUGGGUUUAAUUUUAGCAUAUGGUAAGGUUUGAUUCUAACUACAUAUGGUGAUAGAUUUUGAGCUAAGAACUCUAUAUUGUGUUGAUUUAAAUUCAUGUUAAUUUCUAAAGUUGAGUUAUAUUUGUAGCUUUGUAAUGGUGAGUGAGUGUCACGGGUAUAUAAUGUACCUGUUAGCUAGCUAGAUCUAUGUCUUUUUUUGUUCAAGUUGAUUGAAUUAGUGAGACUUCAAUGUUUAAUAAAUCGUGCAAGUUCACGGAUCAUGCAAUAAAUUUCCUAUUCUGUUUUUUAGUACA